Diprion similis is the source of this 2879-nucleotide messenger RNA. Its product is annotated as methanethiol oxidase. Gene Ontology annotation, biological process: transmembrane transport. NCBI's taxonomy places the organism in Eukaryota, Metazoa, Arthropoda, Insecta, Hymenoptera, Diprionidae. The coding region runs from base 21 to 2699 and encodes 892 amino acids. Gene Ontology annotation, cellular component: membrane. Gene Ontology annotation, molecular function: selenium binding; transmembrane transporter activity. The transcript has 13 exons. The record is from RefSeq and is a predicted model, not a curated record.
AACGGAGAAAAAAGCCAAAGAUGUCAACCAAUAAUUCUUCCAUAGUGGGCACUGGCCAGAAGUAUAUCGAGCACUUAACAUUCGGAUGGAUGGACUACACUCUGUUCUUCAUGAUGCUCAGCAUCAGCGCCGCAGUCGGUGUCUACUUUGGAUUCUUCGGCAAAAAGCAAGACACGAAGAAGGAAUAUCUUUUCGGUGGUAAAGCAAUGAACUACUUUCCAGUCGCCAUGAGCAUAACUGCAGGUCACGUAUCGGGUAUCACACUAUUGGGAAUCCCCUCUGAGGUUUACAAGUACGGGACUCAGUACGCAGCUUGCAUAUUCACCACCAUCUUCAUGUGCUUGUUGACCUCGUACAUCUUCCUUCCGGUCUUCCAUAAGCUCCAGCUGUCCAGCACUUUUGAGUACUUGGAACUAAGGUUUGGCAGGAUGGUUCGACAGUUUGCCUCAGUUCUCUAUACCAUAUCUUUGAUUCUUCAUACGCCCCUUGUUAUCUAUGGACCCGCACUGGCCUUUGCCCAGGUGACCGGUUUUGAAAUGCAUUACGUCGCUCCUGUUAUAGGAGGUGUCUGUAUUUUCUACACAACUGUAGGUGGACUCAAAGCCGUGGUAUGGACUGACACGAUUCAGUUCACCGUCACAAUUGUCACUCUUUUUAUCGUUCUUACCUUGGGUAUCAUCUCCGUUGGCGGUAUUAGCGAGAUCUGGCGGAUAUCCGGGGAAGGAGGUCGUCUGAUAUUUUUCGAUAUGAAUCCCAGUCCAUUCGUUCGAAGUAGUUUCUGGGCAGUAUCUCUUGGUCUGACAACAUCUUGGGCUGCUAACAUCAGCGUUAAUCAAGGCAGUAUGCAGAGAUUCCUUGCUGUGCCAACACUUUCGGAAGCUAGAGUAUCCAUCUGGGUACUGUGUGUAGGAUUGGUUACCGCAAAGUGGAUAUCCGUCGCCACUGGUCUGAUAAUAUUUUCCAAAUAUCACGACUGCGACCCGGUUACAGCAAAAAUUGUAGAGAAGGCAGAUCAGAUGUUACCCUAUUACGUAAUGGACGUCGCAGGAAACAUUCCUGGACUGCCAGGACUCUUCAUAUCCGCUCUUGUGAGUUCUGCCUUAUCAACGAUGAGCGGUGGAUUAAACACGGCAGCUGGAACCAUAUGGGAAGACUUCAUCUCCCCCUGGAUUCCAGAGAAUGACAAAAAAGAAGUAAUGGCCACAAGAGUGAUGAAGGUGAGGAACCGAGUAGGAGUGACUGUAGUUCUCGCUUGCUCUUGCCCGAUCACCGUUGUGUCUGUAAUGAUUCCAGAAGGCGGAUGCUGUUCUGGACCCGGGUACAAAAGCCCCUUGGCAGCCAUGCUUGAGGGACCUAGAGAAGAGAUCAUCUACGUCGUCUGCAUCCAGCCUGACCCCACGAAACCCGAUGUUCUUGCGACCGUCGACGUGGACCCGAAGAGCUCAACGUACUCUCAGAUAAUCCACAAACUCCGAAUGCCGAAUGUUGGGGACGAGCUCCAUCACUCAGGAUGGAACAUUUGCAGCAGCUGUUACGACUCGCCGAAGAAACGGGACACUAUGGUUCUUCCCAGCCUAGUUUCGGACCGCGUCUACUUUGUCGACCUCUCCGAGGAGAGAAACCCGAAGAUCAAGAAGAUCUUGGAGCCAGAAGAGAUGCACAAAUGGGGUCUGGCCACUCCACAUACCUCCCACUGCUCGCCAACGGGUGAAAUCAUCAUUUCCACGAUGGGAAAGCCUAACGGUGAUGCCCUGGGCUCGUUCCUGACGAUCGACAGCAACACUCUAGAGACGACUGGCGCUUGGACAAAAGACGAGGCUGCCUUCGGAUACGAUUUCUGGUACCAGCCUUAUCAUGACGUCUUGGUAGCCAGCGAGUGGGGAGUGCCGAGAACCUUCAAGAAGGGUUUUGCACCUGGUCACGUCACGGCAGAAACUUACGGAAAAAGUUUGAACAUCUACUCGUGGACGGAGCGGAAACUUUUGCAAACCCUAGACCUUGGCGAGGAAGGCUUCGCCCCACUGGAGACGCGGUUCUUGCACGACCCAACCUCGGCCGAAGGCUUCGUAGGGUGUGCAAUACACUCGAACGUCUUCCGGUUCUUCAAGAAAUCUGGAGGCGAAUGGACUGCUGAGAAGGUCAUCAGCAUUCCGGCGAAGAAGGUGGAGGGCUGGAUAGCGCCGUACAUGGAAGGCAUGAUCACAGACAUCAUACUCAGUCUUGACGACAAGUAUUUGUACCUGACGAAUUGGCUUCACGGUGACGUUCGGCAGUAUGACAUCACCGAUACUCGCAAUCCAAAACUGACCGGUAGGAUUUAUCUCGGAGGAAGUAUUCUUUCCGAUGGAAAAGUUCGCGUCGUGGACGAUAAGGAGCUGGACAAGCAGCCUGAACCCGUCUUCGUCAAGGGACGCCGACUUCACGGAUCUCCCCAGAUGAUCCAGCUCAGUCUCGAUGGCCGUCGCCUCUACGUCACCACGUCCUUAUUCUCACCCUGGGACAAACAGUUCUACCCUGAACAAGUCAAACACGGAUCUACUAUGGUGAAACUCGAUGUCGAUAUUCAGAACGGAGGCAUGACGCUGGAUAAAGAUUUUCUCGUAGACUUUGGAGCCGACAAGGACGAAAUUCUAUUGGCUCACGAGAUGAGAUACCCAGGCGGAGAUUGCACUUCGGACAUCUGGCUUCCGGAGAAAUGAGAGGAUGAUCACAUUAUGUAAAAAACUGACUUGAAUUUAAUCGAUGCGAGUAACCGAGGAGAUUCACAAAGCAAUCAAUGGGACCGAAUUAAUCUGCGUGAUGAUAUUUUAUACUGUAUUUUACUAUGAAGAAGAGAUGAAAUAAAUAUUAAUCUUUGAAAAGGGAUAUUGUUCAAGAAA